ACUUUUGUUGACAGAGGUGAAGCAGUAGGAAGAGGCUUUGAUAUGGACAAGUACUUCAGUCUUGCUCGGCAUGGGGUAACCAGAUUGCCCCCUGGUUUCCGCUUCCAGCCCACAGAUGAAGAGCUCGUCUUCCAGUACUUGAAAUGCAAGGUGUCCUCACUCCCAUUGCCUGCUUCAAUCAUUCCUGAGACCAAUGUUUACAAGUAUGAUCCUUGGGAUUUGCCAGGUGAAUUGGAGCAAGAAAGGUACUUUUUCAGCCUUAAGGAACUGAAAUAUCGAAAUGGGAACCAAACCAAACGAACAACUAAUUCUGGUUAUUGGAAGUCAACCGGCUCAGACAAAAAAAUUGUUUCUUCGAGAAGGAAUCAUAUGAUGGGAAUGAGAAAGACCCUGGUUUUCUAUACAGGGAAGUCCCCCCAAAGAUUUAGAACAGAGUGGAUCAUGCAUGAAUAUCGUCUUGUCAAUGCAGAAACUACAGCUUCCAUUUCCCCACAGAUAGAUAACUCAAAGCAGGAUUCUUUAGCUGAAGUGGAAAAUUGGGUUCUCUGUCGCAUAUUUUUGAAGAAGGGAAGUAUGAAAGACAAUAACGUGAUUAUUCAGACAAGCACAGAAAACAAAGUUAAGGAUGUCGGAAUGGCACAGCCUAGAUUCUUCGAUUUUAUGAUGGCAAACAAGACCAAUCUGGCUCUUGAUUCUUCGAGUUCUUCGUCGUCUUCGAGUUCCAGUAGUGUCACCGAGGUCUCUUCAAGUGGAGCAGAACAUGAAGAAGGCAGCGCCUGGAGCAGUUGUUGAUCAUUUCCUAGAAAAGAGCAAGCAACUAUUCUUCUUCAUUGAUUUGUGUUUUCUAUACCAAUUAAAGGAAGUUGAUCUUGAUGAAGAGAAAAACAAAAAAAGGAAAAAAAAAAACUCCGCAAAAACAAGUACUUCAAGGGAUGAGAGAUUGGUGGAUGUAAGAAAUGGCCUUUGGCCAUUGAACUUGUAAAAACGAAGCUAAUUUCUUUUACUGUUUAUCUAAACAAGUUCUUAGCAUGGUAAUGACUUUAUUGCU
Molecule: messenger RNA, 1048 nt
Organism: Alnus glutinosa
Lineage: Eukaryota; Viridiplantae; Streptophyta; Magnoliopsida; Fagales; Betulaceae
Product: NAC domain-containing protein 83
Exons: 3
Coding region: 43-792 (249 amino acids)
Biological process (GO): regulation of DNA-templated transcription
Molecular function (GO): DNA binding
Source: RefSeq, a predicted model, not a curated record